AUGGCGCAGUGGGGACAGGGUCAGCAGGGGUUUCAAUACCCCAUGCAGACUGGUUUCCAGCAGCCUAAUCAACAAUUCCAACAAAACCAACAAUUUCAGCCUCAAAACCCACAAUUUCAACCCCAAAAUCCCACUUUCCAACAGCAGGGCCCACAGUUCCAGCAAGGCGGUCUGGGGAUCCCCAAUGGCGGACCUCUACUUUCUCAGCCUACGGGGUUCCAAGCACAGAGGCAGCCUGGCUUCCAACAACCACAGCAGACUGGCUUUCAAGGAGGAUCUGGGUUUCUGCAGUCACAGCCUACGGGGUUCCCUGGAGGCAAUUUCCAGCAGCAGAAUCGGCCAGCACCUCCUCCUGUUCCUCCAAUUCCAUCUCGGUUUCAACAACCUGGUCAACAACCUAGCUUUUUGAAUAUGCCUCCACCGCAACCAAGCCGCCUCAUGAAUGCGUCACCCGGCUUCGGGGGCGGAGGGUUGUUGCCGCAGCAGACAGGCUUUCCAGGCAAUUCUCCAGCACCGCUGGUUCCUCAAAUGACAGGAUUUGUCGACCCGAGGCUGCAGAUGAUGUCGCAGACGUUCAUGCCUAUGAACACGUCGGCUCCAUUCGGAGCAGGAGGUGUCCCUCAGCUUCCUCCGCAGCAGCAAAACCUUGUCCAGUCCAUCCAGCAGCAUAAUGAAGCCCAACGUGGUUCAUCAGGUCAACAAUUACCAUGGGCUUUGACCAAGGCCGAGAAGAAGAAUUACGACAAGAUCUUCAGGUCGUGGGAUGCUCAGGGUACUGGGUUUAUCAGUGGAGCGACUGCUUUGGACGUCUUUGGAGCAAGUGGUUUGCCUAAGGAUGAUCUUGCUCGUAUUUGGACACUCGCCGAUAUCAACGAUCGUGGAAAGCUCAACAUUGCAGAGUUCCAUGUAGCUAUGGGUUUGAUCUAUCGAAGACUCAAUGGAAUGCCAGUUCCUGAUCAGUUACCUCAGGAGCUUGUUCCGCCAUCUGUCGCAGACCUUGAUAGCACAGUUGACCGCGUCAAGGAGCUGCUUGCUAACGACACACGGUCUGGAUCAGGCAACAAACAUUCUUUCACCAGCAAGCCACCUACGACCGAGGGCCGUCGCGACGCUGCAAACUACAAACAUUCGGAUACAGAACCCAUCGGCGGAUACUACAAACCGGCCAAUCGCCAUGUUAAUCGAUCAGCUGUUCGUUCUCGUGAAGACGAGGAUAGCCCAUCUGCAGAUUUGUCGGAUAUGAAACGCCAGCUGGAGAGCACCGCGCACAUGCUGGACCGUGCCGCGGAGGAAAGCGCGAACAGGACCAGGGAGGACGAGGAACUUGACCAGGAGAUGGAAGAUCUGAAGUAUCGCGUGAAGAGGGUCAAAGACGAUUUGGACUAUGUCGCUCGGGGUCCAAAGACUGCCGCGAAGGAGGAAGAACGACGUCGUCUGGAACGAGAUCUACUCUCUCUUCUACACGAGCGCAUUCCCGAGGUCGAGCGCAAGAUCAAGGCGCGCGAUGAAAGAAAAGAAAGGGAAAAGCGACAAUGGGCACGUGACCGAGAUAGGGCGAAUGAUAGGUUCGGAAGAUACGAUAGGUAUAGGGAUGAUGAUUAUUCUUCGAGGAGGGAUGACGACCGGGAUCGUGAUAGGCCAUAUUCAAGAGGCGAUACCCUUGACAGACCGUACUCAAGAGGGGGUGACAGGCCAUACUCCAGGGGUGGCGAUGAUCGUGAUAGACCGUACUCUCGAGGUGCUGAUGACCGCGACAGACCAUAUUCUCGCGGCGGCGACGACCGCGAUAGACCAUAUUCGCGUGGUGCCGACGACCGCGACAGGCCUUAUUCACGCGGCGCGUACGACGACAGAGGAGGGUCUUACCGCGACGGAGAUCGUUCUCGAGACGACAGGGACAGGAGAGAUGGAGCUUACGACCGUGCUCCCGCUGCUCGUUCACCGCCUCCUGUUCCAGCUGCUGCUCCAGCAUCAGCUAUCCGAGAUCCUCCUGCUGCCCCUGCGCCCCCGAAGUCCACUCCCUCUCCAUCUGUCAAGAAUAUGACGGCGGCUGAGCGUCAAGCAUUUGCUAAGGCCGAAGCUCAGCGUCGUAUUCAAGCCAGAAUGGCAGCGCUAGGCGUGACUGUGCCUUCUAGCUCUACGGAUGUAGAUACCUCGGUAGAGGACAGACUGCAGCAAGAGAAAAAGGAAGCGGAAGAAAAGGCUCGAGCUGCCGAAUUGCAAGCAGAGGAAAGAGAACGGGCAAGGAAGGAGCGACUGGCCAAUGAAAAGGCAUUGCAAGAAGAGAAAGCAGCACCUCCACCUCAGCCUCCAGCGCCCACACCUACAUCUACAUACACGGCGCCGCCUCCCGCACCUGCGCCAAAGGCUGCCCCAACCCCCAAAGUUGCACCGCCUCCUCCCAAACCUCGUGUGGCGCCUGCUCCUCCUGUGCGUAAGGGUGCCGCUCCUCGUCCACCCGUUGCAGCGGCGGCGCCAGUGGCACCUCCAGCACCUGCUCCUCCUAAAGAACCAGAGGUUGACCCUGAAGAAGAAGAAUGGCGCGCUCGGGAAGCUAAACUUCGCAAGCAGAAAGAGGAGAGGUUGGCCAGAAUGAGGCAGCUUGAGCAGGAAGAGGAGGAGGCCGCGCGACUUGAGCAAGAACGGGCUGCAAGGGUGGAAGCUAUGAAAGCUCGUGCAGCUAAGCCGCCUACUCCACCACCCGCUGCCCCGGUAGCACCUCCUGCUCCUCCUGCACCCCCCGCCCCAACGCGUGUGGAAGCAGACCGAAAGCCUGCACCUCCACCUAACUUCUCCACACCCGCCGUUUCUCCCGGAAACAAAUCUUCUACGAACCCGUUCAGUAAGAUGCUCGACAAAGAAAGCACGUCUUCGCCUGUUUCUCCUCCAACGGCUAACGGUAAUGGAAACACCAGCCCCAACCCCUGGGCGAAUAUUGCGCCGGUGUCUACUCCUCCAUCCUUUACCCCUGUUCGUGCUUCUUCAAUUCCUCCUCCUUCAAAGAGCCCUGCGCCGUCUUCUGCCAAGACGAGCUACCAGACUGCGCCUUCUACAACGGACGACGACUGGGACGAUAUCAAAGAAAAGGACGACGACGAUGAUAGUAGUGACGACGAAAUUACGCGUUCCAGAAGUGUACGCACCAACAUAGCUCAACAGCUCUUUGGGGGGAUGCUUCCCAGGCCAACAUCGGCUGCAGCUUCUGCACCUACUUCCUCCCCUUCUACUCCUGCUCCUGGUGGCGCGGAUUCAGGUUUCGGUGGACCUCCUCCUCCUCCACCACCACCAGGUCCUCCCCCUCCUCCUGCAGUAAAGGCUGCGCCUGUUGUUGUGGCGUCUGGCCCAGCUGACGUUAACGCGUUAUUGCUUUCUAUUCAAGGAGGAAAGAAAUUGCGAGCAACGAAGACAGUUGACAGAAGCGCACCUCCGGUGUCGGGGAGAGUGUUAGGCGACACCGCGCCUCCUGCACACAUCAACAACGCUCCCCGACCUGCGUCUCCUCCCGCACCUUCACCGCCGCCCGCGCAGGAAUAUAUCCCACCAGAGACGACGCCGAUGAGCCAUGAUGACGGAAACCGCUCGUCCAACCGACAGUCUGUGGCGUGGCUUGCGGACCGUGCGGCUGAUGUUGGCAGUAUACCGGAAGAUAUCCAUAGGCUGCCGUCGACUGCUGAGGAGGAAGAGGAAGUUUAUGUUCCGCCAGCCCCUGCUCCAGCUGAAACUUCCAUCCCUAAGAUCAUGGUCGAUGAGCCGACACCCGAACCAAUGUCUGAUCUUAUGGCUGAUAUUGACAAGUCUACUCAACUCAAAGUGCGGUCAUUGUAUGCGUUUGAGGGCGAUGGUCCUGAAGAUCUCUCCUUCGGAGAAAAUCUUAUCAUUAAUGCCAACCCCUCGAAGAGUGGUGGAGAUUGGUGGUAUGGCUCCGUUGUGAGCACUGGAAAGUCGGGUCUUUUCCCCAAGACCUACGUUGAAGUCGUGAAACCAAAAAAAGCCAAGGCUAUAUAUUCGUACACCGGCAACAACGCAGACGAACUUCCCAUCAGCGAAGGCGAGACGCUGUCUAUCAUAGAUACAUCUGAAGAGGAGUGGUGGAAAACAGAACGAGACGGAGUGGUCUUCAUUGUUCCUGCUGCAUAUCUGGAGCUUGUCGAGGACCGUGAAGUCAAUGUCAAACCGAGCCUUGCCGUGAACUCAGUCCCACAAGUGGGAAACGUUCCCACCACCGAAAGUACUGCUAACCAAUCCAACAGUACGUAUGAUCGUGCCGAAAGCGAUUCAGAUGACUCGGACUCGGAUUCGGAUUCGGAUUCGGACUAUCUGUCAUUUGAUGAAAGCGACAAUGAAGAAACCGCAACAGCGACAACCAAAGAUAAAGAGGCACGAGAACGCGAGCGACAGCUUGUCCUGGAAGCCGCCGGCCUCAUUGUGAAUCGCGAUGUUGGCCCACCACCUGUGCGUAACAGAAGUGUCAAGCGUCGGCCAGCACCUGCAGCACCCAAACGCUCGCCAUCUUUCUACAAGGAUCUGCCUGCGCUUCCACAGUCUGAGCCUGAGCCUGACGUCGAACCCAUUUCACACGAAGCUAGGUUAGACGACGCGUUUGCUCGAUAUGAGCAGUUCAAGAAUGCACAGGGGAAUCUCAAUCGACUGUCGGUGGUGUCGACGGACUCUGGGACCAAUCUGCCAUCGUCGCCUGCCACCACAGUAUCCUCGAUGUCGCCCGCGCAGGGUCAGCGGGAAAGCGAAGGUCGGUAUUCACAUUUCCUGCAUUUUUUGACAGGAAGCAAGUCGUCAUCGACGGAAGGCGAGCGGCGGAGCGCAAGCACGUUGAAUAUUUCAGCUCCGAUCAUGAAUGUUUCGACCAGCCAAGGGACGCCGCAGGAUGGGCCGUCCAGAUCGAACAGCCCUUCCUUUGGGAUGCUCCUGGAUCUUGACGGCUCGUUGUUAUAUCAGUCAUGGGCGAGUCUUGUCGAUAAAGAUGCGUUAGAUGGAAUACCCCCCAGCGAGAGAAAACGACAAGAGGCCUUCGUCAGCUCACUUGAAGAACGGCAAAAAGACUGUCGGUUGUAUGUCGACAAGAUAGGUGAUAUUCUACUCAGCCAUGUACCCAACAUGGGUGUUUAUAUGGAGUACUGCGUCAAUCAGUCAACGGCGAUCAAAGUUCUACAAUCUCUGCGCGACUCCAAUCCCGAGCUUGCGUCUCAUUUACAGAUUCUUCAUUAUACCGAAGUCGGAGAAGAGCACGAUGGGAUUGCUGUCGCUCGCGAUAUGACCGAAAAGCUUCUUGACCAUAUUAACGAAGCUAUCCGCGACCAAGAAGGAUAUGAAACUCUAAAAAAGAUCUCUCAAAACCUUUGGAUUGGACAAGGGCGACUUGAUCUCACAGCUCCCACACGGUUUAUGGGUCCCCGACGGCUCCUUAGACAAGGGGUGCUCAUCAAAGCGAAGAGUGGGAAGAAGUUGCAUGGAUUCUUGUGCAGCGAUAUUCUUGUCCUUCUGGACGAGUCCAUGAAGAACCUGUAUCGAAUGCCCAUUCCAUUGGCCCAUGCUCAAGUAAAGGAGGGUGGAAAAGGCAUGUGUUACCCCUCACAAGAGACAUUCAAUGGAUGCAGGAAAUUGGCUAUGCGACGAGACGCGCUCGACACGCUGAAGACAGAGCCGCGCGAAGAAUCGGCCGCCGAUGAUCAUGCCGCCCAGGCCCAGGUUACUCUUCCUUCUUUUUCCAUGCUUCGCUUAUUGGUGUAA
Psilocybe cubensis is the source of this 5745-nucleotide messenger RNA. RefSeq lists its product as uncharacterized. Gene Ontology annotation, biological process: positive regulation of Rho protein signal transduction. NCBI's taxonomy places the organism in Eukaryota, Fungi, Basidiomycota, Agaricomycetes, Agaricales, Agrocybaceae. The record is from RefSeq and is a predicted model, not a curated record. Bases 1 to 5745 code for a protein of 1914 amino acids. Gene Ontology annotation, molecular function: guanyl-nucleotide exchange factor activity; calcium ion binding; protein binding. The transcript is spliced from 14 exons.